This is a messenger RNA of Meriones unguiculatus (Mongolian gerbil), 4663 nucleotides long. RefSeq names its product zinc finger protein 280D (gene Znf280d). The transcript has 23 exons. Bases 320 to 3199 code for a protein of 959 amino acids. NCBI's taxonomy places the organism in Eukaryota, Metazoa, Chordata, Mammalia, Rodentia, Muridae. Gene Ontology annotation, molecular function: RNA polymerase II cis-regulatory region sequence-specific DNA binding; DNA-binding transcription factor activity, RNA polymerase II-specific. The record is from RefSeq and is a predicted model, not a curated record. Gene Ontology annotation, biological process: regulation of DNA-templated transcription.
GCGACGCCCCCCCUCCCCCACCGCGGCGGCCCGGCAGCCCGCUCCGCGAUGGGCGCCGCGGCGGUUGCGGCGUCCGGCCCGCGCUCCUCCCUCGCCUCCUCCUCCUCCUCUUUCUCCUCCUCCUCAGGGCUCCAGUCAGGCCGAGCCGCUCCGCUCACGAAGCAGCUUGAAGAGCCAAGAUAACUUUUGGAGCUGUGAAAUCCAAGCUGACGCCUUUGCUGGAUAGUGUGUUUCCCUUCCAGCAAGGCCAACUGAGAUACAUCUUGCUGCUUUUUGUGUCACAUGGUGACAAUUUGUAGAAAGUCAGAUCUGCAACUUGAUGGGUGACAGUUCCUUUCAACCAAAAGAUAAUUUAAAAAUGGCAGAACUCUUUAUGGAAUGUGAAGAAGAAGAGCUAGAACCAUGGCAGAAGAAAGUAAAAGAAGUUGAAGAAGAUGAUGAUGAUGAGCCCAUCUUUGUUGCAGAGAUAGCAAGUUCAAAGCCAGUUAUUUCAACUAUUUUGAACAGAGUUAACUCCAGCACUCAUUCACGAGGAAUAAGGAAUGGUGUACUUAAUCGAGGUUUUAGUACUUCAUUCAAGCCUACAAGCCAGCGCUACCUGAAUUCAACAUCAAAUUCUGCAGCUGCCUUGCCAGUAAAUUUUCAUCCUGAAUCUAGAUCUUCAGAUAGCUCUGUUAUUGUUCAGCCAUUUUCGAAACAAGGUUAUGUAACAAACUCACCACGAGUUCUAUCUAAUAACUCUUCAGAGUUACUGUUUGACCUGACCCAGGAUACAGGAUUAUCACAUUGCCAAGGGGGGCCAACACUUUCGAUUACAGGUCUGAAUGAAAGUUCAUUUUCAUCAAAACGUCCUUCUAGUUCUGACAUAAGCAGUGUUAACCCAAAAAAGCCUAAACCCAGUGAAAACAUUUCUGGAACAGAUGCCUCUUCUGUAGUUUCUUCAGAAAAGUCUCCAAUGAUGUCUCUCCAGGUGGUGCCAUCACAAGGUGCAAAUUGCUCAUCAAAUCAAUCUAAAAAUGGAACAACUUUUCCAAGAGCAUGUCCCAAGUGUAAUAUUCACUUCAAUCUUUUGGAUCCUCUGAAAAAUCACAUGACGUAUUGUUGUCCAGACAUGAUAAGUAAAUUUUUGGGACUGACUAAAACAGAAAUUUCAAAUACAGCAAAUGAAGCUAAAACUCUUGAUUCAGAGAAAGGAAAAUUGAUAAUGUUAGUUAAUGACUUUUAUUAUGGAAAACAUGAAGGAGAUGUCCAGGAAGAACAGAAGACUCACACAACCUUUAAAUGCUUCAGUUGCUUGAAAGUUCUCAAAAAUAAUAUUAGGUUUAUGAACCACAUGAAACAUCAUUUGGAACUUGAGAAGCAGAGCAGUGAGAGCUGGGAAAAGCACACCACUUGCCAGCACUGCUACCGCCAGUUCCCCACUCCCUUCCAGCUGCAGUGCCACAUUGAGAGCACGCACACCCCGCAUGAGUUUUCCACCAUUUGUAAAAUCUGUGAGCUAUCGUUUGAAACUGAGCAGAUUCUUUUACAACAUAUGAAGGAUAAUCAUAAACCUGGUGAAAUGCCAUACAUCUGCCAGGUGUGCAGUUACAGAUCAUCAUUAUUUUCUGAUGUAGAAUCUCAUUUUAGAACAUCGCAUGAAAACACUAAGAAUUUGCUAUGUCCAUUCUGCCUCAAAGUUAUUAAAAUUGCCACACCCUAUAUGCAUCAUUACAUGAAGCAUCAGAAAAAGGGAAUACAUCGUUGCACCAAAUGCAGACUGCAGUUUUUGACAUGUAAGGAGAAAAUGGAUCAUAAGACUCAACAUCACCGAACAUUUGUAAAACCCAAACAGCUAGAAGGACUGCCCCCUGGAACAAAAGUUACUAUUCGCGCUUCAGUUGGACCCGUUCAGUCAGGAUCUGCAGUCACACCUUCCGUCAGUGCCAGCACUUCCACCCUCCAGCUCUCACCUCCACGGACUGAAAAUACGACUGCCAAAAAUCCCGUGAAACUGAAUAUAAGCACACCAAACACAGCUGUAUCCGAUCCCAGUAAACCUAAUGAGAGCAAGCCUAGUGGAAAUAAAUCUAAAAACAGGUCAAAAGUCUCUAAUGUGCAGAAGAAACAAAGCACUUUGUCUAAUGGUAAUAGAAAAAGUAAAGUGAGUACAGCAUUGAGGAACUUAAGGUUACGUCGUGGUAUUCAUGAGUGUAUUGAGUGUUCUUCUGAAGUAAAGGAUUUUGCAAACCAUUUUCCUACGUAUGUCCACUGUAGUUUUUGCAGAUACAACACUAGCUGUAGCAAAGCCUAUGUAAAUCAUAUGAUGAGCUUUCAUAGUAACCGUCCGAGUAAAAGAUAUUGUAUAUUUAAGAAGCAUUCAGAAAAUCUCAGGGGCAUUUCUCUAGUGUGCCUUAAUUGUGAUUUCCUAACUGAUGUUUCUGGCUUAGAUAAUAUGGCUACACACUUAAGUCAACAUGAAACUCAUACUUGCCAAGUUAUAAUAGAGAAAGUUUCUGUAUGUAUCCCAACUUCUGACCGUCUUUCUGAAUUAAAAACUGAAGCUCCCACUAAGGGACAAGAAUCUGUGUCUAAGGAAACAGCAAGACGUAAUACAACUGAAGGAGAACCAGGAGCAUCACAUACUAGAAGUAAGCAGAAUAGAGCUCCUUCGUCAAAAGACGGCAGUGGGCGUGAUGCAGGUGUAUGUGAGGCUGCAGGAACAGCAGCCUGCGACGGAGACGCAAGAGCUGCAGAAUCAGAAAAGGAAAGCGCAGAGAACACCCUGAGUCGGGAGUCAAAUGUUGGAGCAGAGAAUGUGGCGGAGAAAGAACAAACACAGCACAUCUGUCAGGGGAUGGAGCUGCAGGUGGACCGGAGUUCAGAAAGCACAGAUCCAUGUGCUCAGAGUAAAGAGCACAACCCCAGUGAAACUUCAGAGACAUCAGGGGUUAUUGGCAUUGAUCAGUUUCUGAGGCAAAGAGAUGAACCUGAAUCUGUGAGUUCUGAUGCAAGUGAGCAAGGCAGUGUUCGUUUGGAACCUUUGACACCAUCAGAGGUACUAGAGUACGAAGCCACAGAAAUCCUUCAUAAAGCUGAUGAUCCUUCAGCCAACAACAAUGACACAGUGUCCGAUCAAACAUGUGGCAGUCAUGGAGGAAGUAGCCCUAGCAGAGCGGAGGCAGCAGUAGACCUGACAGAUGGAAAGGAAAAAAGCUGAAGUGAUGUAGUCAUUCCAAGUCUAGUUCCCAACAGAGAGCACCUAGAACAGUGCUGCCCGGUGAGCUCAGCAGUGCCGUGGGAGGGGUCAGCAGUGGGAGACUGAGGGAGGUCCUUCAUAUGCUUCGCCUGUAUGUUCAAUCUUAGUAAGCCAGGUUACCAGUAAUAGCAUGGUUAGUAUGACUUUGCAAGUUUUUAAAAACCUGAACAGAACUUUAGCAAAAACUAAGUUUGCCAUCCAAAGGUCUUUUAGCACUUUUUGAUAAAAUCUCAUUCAGUGAUAAGAAAGUAAAUAUUAGCUAUGUUAAUCAGACUUGUCAGACUUUCAUUAGUCCAAAACUGAAAUCCCUUAUCACCUGUAUAUUCCUUUUAGUAAAUUUAAAGGAAAAGAUUUGAAACCAUAUGUUUUUUUUAAAAUGCCUAUAAACUUGGUCUAAUUUAAAUCUUUAAAAAAAAAAAAAAGGCGGGGUCAUUGUCUGCUCUUCCAGAGGUGUUAAGUUCAAUUCCCAGCAACCACAUGGUGGCUCACAACCAUCAAUCCUGGGAUCUGAUACCCUCUUCUGGCGCACAGGUGUACAUGCAGAUAGAGCACUCAUUAAAUAAAGAAAUCUUUUAAAACAGAAUACUUGUAAACUGCCAAUUAAUUGUUAAUAUCAGUGAAGGCUUUAUUUUUAACAUGAUCCUGGUAAUGAAGCAUGCUUAGAGUGCUAAAUUGACCUGUUGAGAAUUUGGAUGAAUAUAAACUUAAGUUUGGAUUUAAUAUAACAUUCCAGUCUGUCAGAAGCAUGCAAACAGAAUUUUAGAAUCUGUGCACCUCCACACAAGUGUUAGCCUGCCAGGCUGUCAGCUUACCUUUAUUAAACUUUCAGUGAAAGUGAGAUUAUGAAAAUAUAAGUUUAUAUUUGUGCUUUUAGUUAGUGUAUAAGCUGUGUAGAACUGCCCCCGCCCCCAUGGACUAGUUGUAUAAAGUAGAAAUCUGUUAUUGAAACUCUUAUAGCUACUAUGCUUUUAAUAUUGUUUCAAUGAUCUUUAGCAGUAGACCCACAAAAAUGGUCUGGAAGCCAAACCAAAGUAUGGUAGAAUGUAGGUGAAAAUCAUUGAACUGAAAACAUGCCUCAGCAUGUAUUCAACCAUGUUUAAGGGACUUUCCUUAAUUGUAAAAGUAGAAACUUCAAAUGGGACCCUAAAAGCAGAGGUUAAAAAAAAAAAAAUGGUUGUGGAAAUUAGGCUAAUUUAUCUCUAAGUCAGCUACUAAAUUGAUUUUUCAGAUAUAGAAAUGAAUAUAACAAACAAUAAUUUGCUUUGAAGUACUAAUAAAAAUUUAUUUUAAAUGCUGUAUUUUUAAUUCUUAAAAUGUGCUUUGAAUUCUUAAACUGUUUCACUGAAUGUUAAAUGUUUUCAACGCCUGUUAAAAUUCUAUUGUAUAUAGUAGUUUUUGAGUAAAUAAAAACCUGUCUUUGAAUAA